This is a messenger RNA of Rhododendron vialii, 723 nucleotides long. RefSeq names its product auxin-responsive protein SAUR21-like. NCBI's taxonomy places the organism in Eukaryota, Viridiplantae, Streptophyta, Magnoliopsida, Ericales, Ericaceae. The transcript has a single exon. Gene Ontology annotation, biological process: response to auxin. The coding region runs from base 247 to 561 and encodes 104 amino acids. The record is from RefSeq and is a predicted model, not a curated record.
GCAAGAAAGCAAAACCAUGUGAUUGUUCAUGUGGCAAUGUCACUCAGCAGACCCCAUUCCUAAUUCCCCUUCACCACUCAUUCCAGACUUAUACAAUUUCCCAUAUACCAUAAACCAUCUAUAUAUAAGCAUAUCAGUAAGUCUAAACCCAACACAAGCUUCAAAUCCUUCACUCAUAUACGAAACUUCCAUUACAUCCUUCACUCCUUUUCUUGUUUGUCAAGUGGGAUACUCCUAUCGAAAACGAUGGCCAUUAGUAUGCCUCGGAUUAUGCAUGCCAAACGAGUCCUUCGCCGGUCUUCAUUGCCAGCAGCAAACAAAGCAGCUUCCUCAACAGCUGCAGCAGCAGAUGUUCCAAAGGGCCAUCUUGCUGUUUACGUUGGAGAGAGCGAGAAGAAGCGAUUCGUGAUCCCAAUAUCGUACUUGAGUAAUCUUUCAUUUCAAGACUUGUUAAGCCAAGCUGAGGAAGAAUUUGGGUUUGACCAUCCAAUGGGUGGUCUUACUAUUCCAUGUAGAGAAGAUGUUUUCAUCGAUCUCGCUUCUCAAUUGGGUGGAUUGUAAUUCUUUGCAAGAAGACACCUUGUUAGCAUAAUUUGACAACACCAUUUUGUAAAGCAGUAAUUUCCAUUUUUUUGGAAAGCAUUAUUUCCCAAGGAGGAAAAAAAUGUCGGCCAGAUUAUCAUAAGUAGGGACUAAUGACAUUAUCUUACAUUUAACAACAAA